Messenger RNA from Mangifera indica (mango), 1383 nucleotides. RefSeq lists its product as uncharacterized. Lineage: Eukaryota; Viridiplantae; Streptophyta; Magnoliopsida; Sapindales; Anacardiaceae. The coding region runs from base 70 to 1233 and encodes 387 amino acids. Gene Ontology annotation, molecular function: ubiquitin-protein transferase activity; zinc ion binding. Gene Ontology annotation, biological process: protein ubiquitination. The record is from RefSeq and is a predicted model, not a curated record. Gene Ontology annotation, cellular component: membrane. The transcript is spliced from 10 exons.
GCGCACAUGCAAAAACAUUCAUUAAUCCAAGAGAAGAAGAAGAAAGAAGACGACUGAUAAGUUGGAAGAAUGAAUUCCGAUCAACUUCUUCUGAACGGCGACCGCCUUGUGGCAGCUUCAAAGUUGGGAUCAAUGGUGUCAAAGUCUGAUUCUCCUAUUCAUGGUGAUGUUGCAGUGCCCUAUGAUGAAGGCAGCUCCAAGCAACAUAUGAAGCAGUCCGGUUUGGUUUCGGUUGUCAUAGACGAUUACUUUGAAUUGCCGGAUGAAGAACAGGUGUUAGGCCGGAAAGCUGAAUGCCGGUUUUGCCAAGAGGAAGAUUUCAUCCGAAAAAUGGAGGCGCCUUGUGCGUGUAAAGGAACUAUCCAGUAUGCCCACAGGAAGUGUGUUCAGAAAUGGUGCAGCGCGAAGCGUAGUAUCACCUGUGAAAUCUGUAGCCAGCGUUAUAAGCCUGGCUAUAGAGCUCCACCACCUCCAUUAGAUUUAAGUGACUCCAUUGCACCAGGUCCAAGAAUAUUAGUGUUCACACAAGCAAUACUUCAGCAACAAGCACUACUGGAACCGGAGCCUGUGGAACAGCCCCAGACUGAUGAAGUACUAACUCAGACUAAAAGAUGCUGCGGCACCUUCAUAUUACUGCAAACUCUGCUCUUUUGCUACAAUUUAAUGAUGAUGACGGUGCUGGUAAUUGUCAAGGAUGUUGUUGCUGGUUCACACCCUCGUGAAAAACUUGAUACCAGUGGCAUUUUCCAUCUCGCUAUGGCAUUCCUGCUGCCUUCCUAUGUAAUGGCAUUUCUGCUCUAUUUCUGUCCUUGGGAACGCCUGCAACCUGAAGAAACAACACCUGGAAACACUGAAAGGCCAGAGGUGGCCAUUGAAGUGGACUCAGGAGUACAAAACGAAACGGCUGAUCAUCAGCAGCGCCAAGGCAAAGCCAUUGAACCUGAGGUAGUUUCAGAGACUGAAGUUCACCCAGAGGGGUCAUCAAUCAGGAACUUUGUCACAAGAGAAAGCUCGCAAGGCAACCAUCUCUAUCAAUGUCAAGGCCAGAAUCCUGUGGAGGCAACAUCUGAGAACACAGAAACUCCUGCAGAAGUAGUCAUUGCAAUAGAGUUUGAAAACCAAAGUGCUGCAGCUGAUCAUCGGCAGCUCGACGACGACGAAAUUGAAGCUCGUCCCCUCCUGUCAAAACUCAGGAACAGUCUGGCAAGACUGAGGCCUCAAGGCAACAACUAAAUAUCUAUACUUAUGUCUUGAACAUCUACCAGUUUUCUUUGUUGUGCUGGACCUUUGUUUUACCUUGUGUUUGAAUCUAUACCUAUUUUCAUGACUAUACAUAAGGUUGUUCUCUUUAUCCAAUAAAUAUUAUUUUGUUUUAAUAGUUCA